Cryptomeria japonica (Japanese cedar) is the source of this 1404-nucleotide messenger RNA. Its product is annotated as peroxidase 12. The coding region runs from base 113 to 1183 and encodes 356 amino acids. NCBI's taxonomy places the organism in Eukaryota, Viridiplantae, Streptophyta, Pinopsida, Cupressales, Cupressaceae. The record is from RefSeq and is a predicted model, not a curated record. Gene Ontology annotation, biological process: hydrogen peroxide catabolic process; response to oxidative stress. Gene Ontology annotation, molecular function: peroxidase activity; heme binding. The transcript has 4 exons.
CCUUCCCCGCAUUAUAAAUGCAUAGCAAUUGGAGAGUGAAAUUUGCAGGCAUCAAAACUGUAAUUCAGGAUAUAUACUGAAUUAAGCUCAACGAGCAUAUUGAAAGAAAACGAUGGGAAAGCUCAGCAUGCCUUUUUUCAUUCUAACUUUCGUUUAUAUGGUGGCUGCCUCUGCGAGUGCAUUCUCUGCAACGGAUUUAAGCCUCCCAACUCCAGUGGAUGGCCUUUCGUGGACAUUUUACAGAAAAAGUUGCCCGGCGUUGGAGUUUAUUGUGAGAGAACGUAUUGAGUUUUAUCUCAAUCAAGAUAUCACGCAGGCGGCUGGCCUGCUCAGACUGCAUUUCCACGACUGCUUCGUGCAGGGAUGCGACGGUUCAGUGCUGCUGAACGGGACAUCGAAUGAGCGGGUGACUCCUCCAAAUGUGUCGUUGCGAGCGAUGGCCUUCACAAUUAUCAAUGACAUAAAAGCAAGAGUGGAAGCUGCCUGCACUGGAAUCGUAUCAUGCGCUGACAUAUUAGCUUUGACUGCUCGUGAUUCUGUCAACAAGGCUGGAGGACCAUUCUAUCCAUUACCGCUAGGGAGGAGAGACAGCCUCAGCUUCGCAAAUUUAACAACCGUUCUUGCAAAUUUACCUGCGCCCAGUUCCAAUGUAACUGGUCUUAUGAGCGUCUUGUCUCUCAAAGGCUUUACUUUCACGGAUCUGGUAGCUCUUUCAGGUGGGCACACAAUCGGCAGAGCAAACUGCUCGUCCUUCGACAACAGACUGCACAACAGCACGACCGGAGGAAAGCAACAAGAUCCCACUCUCGACCAGACAUUUGCUAAGCAACUCUACCUCACUUGUCCCACAAGUACAACCGUCAACACCACCAAUUUGGAUAUUCGCAGCCCAAAUGUGUUUGAUAACAAAUAUUACGUGGACCUUCUGAAUCGACAAACGCUCUUCACAUCGGACCAGACUCUCUACUCAGACAGUCGAACCCGAGACGUGGUAAUAGAUUUUGCAGUCAAUCAAGCCUCCUUCUUUGAACAGUUCGUUUUGAGCAUGUUGAAGAUGGGUCAGCUGGAUGUCCUCACCGGAAGCCAAGGACAAAUCCGGAAGCAUUGUGAGGUUCCAAAUCCAACUUCUUCAGUUUUCUCCAUCCUCAAUCCUCAAAUUUCCUCAUCUUUAUACUCCACAUAAAUGCUAGGACGAAGCAACAUUUGUUUCUUCGAAUAAAUCCACCUCAUAACAUGUGUUUAAGAGGGGUCGAGCAUUAAGGUAGAAUGUUGGAAUGCUGAGCAUAAUAGUCAGUCCUCAAAAUAAUUAUAUAAAAGAUAGGAUGACAUGUAAUCCAUAUUGUUGGAGCAGUCGAGUGUUCACUCAUUUAAUUUGAUUUAAAAUUAUGCUUUAAGCUUUUCAGA